AUGGCCGCUCCCGAUGUCGCUGCCACCCCCGGCGUUCAGACCGGCAAGGUGAAGUGGUUCAACAGCACCAAGGGCUUCGGGUUCAUCACUCCCGAUGAUGGCGGAGAGGAGCUCUUCGUCCACCAGACGAGCAUCAAGGCGGAGGGCUUCCGCAGCCUCGACGAGAACGAGGUCGUCGAGUUCACCAUCGAGACCAGCGAGGACGGCCGCACCAAGGCCGUUAACGUUACCGGCCCGGCUGGCUCCUACGUGAAGGGCGCUCCCAGGCGCGACGGCUACGGCGGCGGUGGCGGCCGCUUCGGCGGCGGCGGCUUCGGCGGCCGUGGCGGUGGACGCUUCGGCGGCGGCCGCGGCGGCGGACGGUUCGGCGGCGGACCCGGUGUGUGCUACAACUGCAACAUGCCCGGUCACCUUGCUCGCGACUGCCCUACCCCUGGCAUGGGCGGCGGCGCCGGUGGCGGUGCUCCUCGUACUUGCUACACCUGCAACCAGCCCGGCCACAUUGCCCGGUUCCUAGUGUUUCAGUUGUCGGUGCAGGAAACCCCGUCUGCAGUGGAAGGUGGUUGUGACUGGUCUCACGAGGACUUCAAUUCUCAUGAGCUGGACUUGUUGGCUCGUUAUGGAGGUUCUGCCCAUUUGUUGUGA
Closterium sp. Naga37s-1 is the source of this 645-nucleotide messenger RNA. The record is from the annotation of a GenBank genome assembly. NCBI's taxonomy places the organism in Eukaryota, Viridiplantae, Streptophyta, Zygnematophyceae, Desmidiales, Closteriaceae.